AUGGGUGGCUUCACCACCAACGCCACAAUCAAGUCCUUUGGCGGGCGCUUCCUUAAGUUGUCGCACAGGGCCUUCCAAACCCGCUCGACCCAGAACUUCACUCUCUUCAUUCUGCCCGGCGCGUCCGUCGAGAAGCCCGCGCCCCUCCUCAUCUACCUGUUAGACUUGACCUGCAGUCUUGACGAUGUCACUGAGAAGGGCUUCCUGCACGCCUACGCUGCGCUGCUUGGCCUCGCCCUGCUCUACUUAGAUACCUUGCCGCGCGGCCUCAACCUCCUGGGCGAGCACGACGCUGGCGACUUUGGCAGCAGGGCAUCAUAUGUCCCGUGUAUCUAUCGCCGGCCACUCGAUGGGUGGUUACGGUGUACUUACUUUGUAUCUGAAGUAGCUGGGAAGGCCUUUGAAGGUUACCUUGGCGAGGACCGUGAGGUGUGGAAGAAACAUGAUGCUACGGAGCUGGUCAAGAGCUGGAAGGGUGGGUCGCUGAACUGCCUGAUCGACGUAGGCACGGAUGACAACUUCUAUAAGCAGGGCCAGCUGCUUCCGGAGAACUUUGAAACGGCUGUCAAGGAGACUGACCUGGAGGGACUCGAGCUUCGUUACCAGGAUGGCUACGAUCACUCCUACUUCUUCAUCUCCACCUUCGGCGCCGACCACGUCAAGCACGCCGCCAAAGCCCUAGGUCUAUUUUGA
Molecule: messenger RNA, 693 nt
Organism: Trichoderma breve
Lineage: Eukaryota; Fungi; Ascomycota; Sordariomycetes; Hypocreales; Hypocreaceae
Exons: 5
Coding region: 1-693 (230 amino acids)
Biological process (GO): formaldehyde catabolic process
Cellular component (GO): cytosol
Molecular function (GO): S-formylglutathione hydrolase activity
Source: RefSeq, a predicted model, not a curated record